Empidonax traillii (willow flycatcher) is the source of this 5701-nucleotide messenger RNA. RefSeq names its product agrin. The coding region runs from base 32 to 5671 and encodes 1879 amino acids. Lineage: Eukaryota; Metazoa; Chordata; Aves; Passeriformes; Tyrannidae. Gene Ontology annotation, molecular function: protein binding; calcium ion binding. Gene Ontology annotation, cellular component: membrane. The transcript is spliced from 35 exons. The record is from RefSeq and is a predicted model, not a curated record.
CAGCUGAUGUGGAGCAGGAGUGUGCCGAGGGAUGCUGUGCGGGUUCGGGGCCGUGUGCGAGAGGAGCUCCAGCGACCCCUCCCAGGCCUCCUGUGUCUGCAAGAAAACAGCGUGUCCUGUCGUGGUGGCCCCUGUCUGUGGCUCGGAUUACUCCACCUACAGCAACGAGUGUGAGCUGGAGAAGGCUCAGUGCAACCAGCAGAGGAGGAUCAAGGUCAUCAGCAAGGGACCGUGCGGCUCCAAGGACCCCUGUGCAGAGGUGACCUGCAGUUUUGGCAGCACCUGUGUCCGCUCCACCGAUGGCCAGUCGGCCAAGUGCGUGUGCCCGUCCUCCUGCAGCGGCAUCCCCGAAAAUCCCGUGUGCGGCAGCGACGGCCGCGACUACCGCAGCGAGUGUGACCUCAACAAGCACGCCUGUGACAAGCAGGAGAACGUCUUCAAGAAGUUUGAUGGCCUCUGUGACCCCUGCAAAGGCGUCCUCAACGACAUGAACCGCGUCUGCCGGGUGAACCCCCGCACGCGGCGGGCGGAGCUGCUGCCGCGCCCCGAGAGCUGCCCGCCCAGGAGGGAGCCCGUGUGCGGGGACGACGGCGUCACCUACGACAACGAGUGCGUGAUGGGGCGCUCGGGGGCCAUCCGGGGCCUGGAGAUCCAGAAGGUGCGUUCAGGGCAGUGCCAGCAGCAGGACAAGUGCAGGGACGAGUGCAAGUUCAACGGGGUGUGCCUGAACCGCCGCGGCUCCGCGCGCUGCUCCUGCGACCGCAUCGCCUGCGACGGCGCCUUCCGGCCCGUCUGCGCCCGCGACAGCCGCACCUACGGCAACGACUGCGAGCGCCAGAAGGCAGAGUGCCACCAGAAGGCCGCCAUCCCUGUCAAGCACAGCGGACCCUGUGACCUGGGCACGCCCAGCCCCUGCCUGAGCGUGGAGUGCACCUUUGGGGCCACCUGUGUGGUGAAGAACCAGGAGCCUGUGUGUGAGUGCCAGCAGGUGUGCCAGGGCCGCUACGACCCCGUGUGCGGCACCGACAACCGCACCUACGGCAACCCCUGCGAGCUGGACUCCAUGGCCUGUGUCCUCAAGAGGGACAUCAGGGUGAAGCACAAGGGGCCCUGUGAGCGCUGCGGGAAGUGCCAGUUCGGGGCCAUCUGCGAGGCGGAGACGGGGCGCUGCGUGUGCCCCACGGAGUGCGUGCCCUCGUCCCAGCCCGUGUGCGGCACCGACGGCCGCACCUACGGCAGCGAGUGCGAGCUGCACGUCCGCGCCUGCACCCAGCAGACCAACAUCCUGGUGGCUGCCCAGGGAGACUGCAAGUCGUGUGGCAGCACGGUGUGCUCCUUUGGCAGCAGGUGCGUGGGUGGGCAGUGCGUGUGCCCGCGCUGCGAGCGCCAGCCCCCCGCCCCAGUGUGCGGCACCGACGGGCUCACCUACGACAACCAGUGCGAGCUGCACGUGGCCUCCUGCCAGCAGAAGAAGACCAUCGAGGUGGCCAGGACGGGGCCCUGUGAGGAUGAAUGUGGCUCGGGGGGCUCUGGCUCUGGGGAUGGCAGCGAGUGUGAGCAGGACCGGUGCCGGCAGUUCGGGGGCUGGUGGGACGAGGACGCCGAGGACGAUCGCUGCGUGUGUGACUUCACCUGCCUGGCCGUGCCCCGCAGCCCGGUGUGUGGCUCUGAUGGUGUCACCUACGCCAACGAGUGCGAGCUGAAGAAGACGCGGUGCGAGAAGCGCCAGGAUCUCUACGUCACUGGCCAAGGAGCCUGCCGUGCCCUUGCCACAACCCCACCACCCCUCCUGGUCGUGCACUGCAGCCAGACCAUCUACGGCUGCUGCCCAGACAACAUGACCCUGGCGCUCGGAGUGGGAGCAGCAGGAUGUCCAAGCACGUGCCAGUGCAACCCCUACGGCUCCUACGGGGGUUCCUGUGACCCGGGGACGGGGCAGUGCUCCUGCAAGCCGGGCGUGGGGGGGCUCAAGUGCGACCGCUGCGAGCCGGGCUUCUGGAACUUCCGCGGCAUCGUCACCGACAGCAAGAGCGGCUGCACCCCCUGUAACUGCGACCCCGUGGGCUCAGUGCGGGAUGACUGCGAGCAGAUGACGGGGCUGUGCUCCUGCAAGACUGGCAUCACUGGCAUGAAGUGCAACCAGUGCCCCAACGGCAGCAAACUGGGCAUGACUGGCUGCGAGAAAGACCCCUCAGCCCCAAAGUCCUGCGAGGAGAUGAGCUGCGAGUUUGGGGCCUCGUGCGUGGAGGUCAACGGCUUUGCCCACUGCGAGUGCCCGUCCCCGCUGUGCUCAGAGGCCAACAUGACCAAGGUGUGUGGCUCUGACGGCGUCACCUACGGGGACCAGUGCCAGCUGAAGACCAUCGCCUGCAGGCAGGGCCAGGUCAUCACGGUGAAGCACUUGGGGCAGUGCCACGAGUCCAUCACCCACACGAGCCACCCGUCGCCUCCCACGCCGCUGCCCACGCUGCCCUUGGACAGGCUCGUCCUCCCCCCGCCCCUGCCCCUCACCACCCAGGCUCCGCAGCCCACCGAGGUGGCCACCAGCUCCCCGCUGCUGGAAGCCAAGCCCACGGAACAGGCUCACCCCACGACGAGGCGCGUCACGACGGCCAGGCCGGCCACGACGCCCUGGGCGACCCACGGCGGGUACAAGACCACCGUGCGGCCUCUCCCCACUGCCCCCGUGGUACUGGCCACCCCCCAGCCCGCCUACGGGGAGUCAGGCAGCGCUGAGGGCAGUGGGGACCAGGAGAUGGGCGCCAGCGGGGACCAGGAAUCCAGCGGGGCCGGCUCUGCCGGGGAAGAGGAGGAGGUGGAGGAAGGCCAGGUGACGUCCACCCCGGCCGUCGAGAGGGCCACGUGUUACAACACCCCGCUGGGAUGCUGCUCCGACGGCAAGACUGCGGCUGCUGACGCCGAGGGCAGCAACUGCCCAGCUACUAAAGUCUUCCAAGGGGUCCUCAUCCUGGAGGAGGUGGAAGGCCAGGAGCUGUUCUACACCCCGGAGAUGGCUGACCCCAAGUCGGAGCUCUUCGGGGAGACGGCCCGGAGCAUUGAGAGCGCGCUGGAUGAGCUUUUCCGCAGCUCUGACGUCAAGAAGGACUUCAAGAGCAUCCGUGUGCGGGACCUGGGGCAGAGCAGCGCUGUCCGUGUCUUCGUGGAGUCCCACUUUGACCCAGCCACGUCCUACACGGCAGCCGAUAUCCAAGCGGCCCUGCUGAAGCAGAUCAAAGCUUCCAAGAAGAGGACCAUCCUGGUGAAGAAGCCCCAGCAGGAGCAUGUCAAAUUCAUGGAUUUCGACUGGAUCCCCAGGCUCUUCACCACCACCGUCACCACCACCACGGCCACCACCAUGGCCCCGGCGACCGCCACCACCCGCAGGGCCACCACGGCCGCUGCCGUCACCACGGCCCGCGGCAGGGCCGGGAGCACCCGCAGGCCCAGCUCCACCCUCCCCCCGGCCGCCAGCACCCGCAGGAAGCCCACCCGCCAACCCCCCGCCACCAGGAGACCCCCCCGGCCCUGUGACUCCCACCCCUGCCUGCACGGGGGCACCUGCGAGGACGACGGCGAGGACUUCACCUGCAGCUGCCCCGCGGGCAAGGGAGGGGCUGUCUGCGAGAAAACUAUCAGGUACUUCAUCCCCAGCUUCGGGGGCAAGUCCUACCUGGCCUUCAAGAUGAUGAAGGCGUACCACACGGUGCGCAUCGCCAUGGAGUUCCGCACCCUGGAGCUGGGGGGGCUGCUGCUCUACAACGGCCAGAACCGCGGCAAGGACUUCAUCUCCCUGGCCCUGGUGGGCGGCUUCGUGGAGCUCAGGUUUAACACGGGCUCUGGCACGGGCGUCAUCACCAGCAAGGUCCGUGUGGAGCCGGGCAAGUGGCACCAGCUGGUGGUGAACAGGAACCGGCGCAGCGGGAUGCUCUCGGUGGAUGGGGAGCCCCACGUGAGCGGGGAGAGCCCCCCGGGCACCGACGGGCUCAACCUGGACACGGACCUGUUCAUUGGGGGAGCGCCCGAUGACCAGAUGGCCGUGGUGGCAGACCACACCACGGCCACCACGGGCCUCAAGGGCUGCAUCCGCCUCCUGGACGUGAACAACCAGAUGUACGACCUGAGGGAGAAGGGCAGCGACGUCCUCUACGGCAGCGGGGUGGGCGAGUGUGGCAACGACCCCUGCCACCCCAACCCCUGCCACCACGGGGGCAUCUGCCACGUCAAGGAGGCAGAGAUGUUCCACUGCGAGUGCCUCCACACCUACACCGGGCCCACGUGCGCCGACGAGAGGAACCCCUGCGAGCCCUCGCCCUGCCACGUCUCUGCCACCUGCCUGGUGCUGCCAGAGGGAGGUGCCCUGUGUGCCUGCCCCAUGGGCCGGGAAGGAGACUUCUGCGAGCGAGUGACGGAGCAGGACCACACCAUGCCCUUCCUCCCGGAGUUCAAUGGCUUCUCCUACCUGGAGCUGAACGGGCUGCAGACCUUCAUUCCUGACCUGCAGGACAAAAUGUCCAUGGAGGUUGUGUUCCUGGCCAAGAACCCGAGUGGAAUGAUCUUCUACAAUGGCCAGAAGACAGAUGGCAAGGGGGACUUCGUGUCCCUGGCCUUGCACGACGGGUACCUGGAGUACAGAUACGACCUGGGCAAGGGGGCAGCUGUGCUCAGGAGCAAAGAGCCAGUUCCCCUCAACACCUGGACAAGCGUCCUGUUGGAGAGGAACGGGCGCAAAGGGGUCAUGAGGAUCAACAACGGCGAGAGGGUGAUGGGGGAGUCACCGAAAUCCCGUAAGGUGCCUCACACCUUCCUGAACCUGAAGGAGCCGUUUUACGUGGGAGGAGCCCCUGAUUUCAGCAAGCUGGCUCGAGCAGCUGCCAUCUCCACCAGCUUCGAGGGGGCUGUGCAGAGGAUCUCCAUCAAGGGGGUUCCCGUGCUGAAGGAGCAGAACAUCCGCAGCGCCAUCGAGAUCUCGCCGUUCCGGGGCCACCCCUGCACCCAGAAACCCAACCCCUGCCAGAACGGGGGCACCUGCAGCCCCCGGCUGGAGAGCUACGAGUGUGCCUGCCAGAGGGGCUUCUCUGGGGCCCACUGUGAGAAAGUGAUCAUCGAGAAGGCUGCUGGGGAUGCAGAGGCCAUUGCCUUUGAUGGCAGGACAUACAUGGAGUACCACAACGCCGUCACCAAGAGUGAGAAGGCCCUGCAGUCCAACCACUUCGAGCUGAGCAUCAAAACAGAGGCCACUCAGGGGCUGAUCCUGUGGAGCGGGAAGGGGCUGGAGCGCUCGGACUACAUCGCCCUGGCCAUUGUGGAUGGCUUCGUGCAGAUGACCUACGACCUGGGCUCCAAGCCAGUCGUCCUCAGAUCCACGGUCCCAGUCAACACCAACCAGUGGAUCCACAUCAAAGCCUACAGGGUACAGAGGGAAGGUUCCCUCCAGGUUGGGAACGAAGCUCCCAUUGCUGGUUCUUCUCCACUUGGUGCCACACAACUGGACACAGACGGGGCCCUGUGGCUGGGGGGGCUGGAGAAGCUGAGUGUGGCUCACAAGCUGCCCAAGGCCUACAGCACUGGCUUCGUUGGCUGCAUACGGGAUGUCCUCGUGGACCGCCAAGAACUGCACCUGGUGGAGGACGCUUUAAACAACCCCAGGAUAUUACACUGCUCGGCCAAAUAGACCCCCCCAGAGACCCUCCCUCCCUCCCUC